Messenger RNA from Leishmania mexicana MHOM/GT/2001/U1103, 867 nucleotides. RefSeq lists its product as hypothetical. NCBI's taxonomy places the organism in Eukaryota, Euglenozoa, Kinetoplastea, Trypanosomatida, Trypanosomatidae. The record is from RefSeq and is a predicted model, not a curated record. The coding region runs from base 1 to 867 and encodes 288 amino acids. The transcript has a single exon.
AUGCCUGGCGUGGACCUCCUCGAUGCCUUCGCCGAGCUUGUGGUGCGGGUUGUCUUCAACCUGCCGCACACGGAACCGGAGAAGACGUCGAGCAGCGACGAAGACGCGCCCUACGGCUCGAACAGCAGCGCCACGCAGAUCUUCUCUCGCGUGAACUCGCUCGAGGAUGAGCAGCAGCUGCAGCUCCUCAGCGAAACGCCGCCGUUGCAGGUUGGUAUGACCAACGGCAACUCCGCUAUGAGGACCACCUCGUGCAGCAACCCCAUCAGCCGCGGCAGCAGCUCCGCCUCGCUCGACCUCUACCCCGGUGGCUUCUGGAACGCCAUGGCGCGGGUACCGGCGGCCGCGGUGGUGAACGGCGCUAGGCCAUCGCGCCCCAGCAGCGUCGUGUCGCUCGGCACCGUCGACAACCUGUCCACCCCACGCAGCGGCGCCGGCCUGUGGAACCGAAUCCUCGGCGGCAGCGGCCGCACACAGACCCCGCCGCACACAGACCCGACGACCACAAUGUCCAGCUUUGUUCAGCUGACGGAUGAGGAGCUUGGCAUGGCCGCCGCGGCCAGCGGCGGCGGCGGCUACGGCGGCGUAGGUGCAGCGCAUAGCCCCGGUGGCGGCAGCGGUAUGUGGGGCGGCUUCUCUCCCACGCCCAUCACGGCACACUCCUACGCCUCCACGCCGGUCCAUGAUGCGUGCCAGCUGCCGUCCUCAUCCUCGUCCAACUCGCACCAGCAACCGCUGCCGCAGCAGCAGCAGCAGCUGAUGGGCUCUCAUAGCCUGCACCUCGGUCGGAGUCCAACACAGAACGGCAGCGGCAACGGCGGCCGUCCCUCGCAGCGCAGCUCCUCUAGCGAGUUCGACGUACUGUAG